Messenger RNA from Argentina anserina (silverweed cinquefoil), 2196 nucleotides. RefSeq lists its product as uncharacterized. Lineage: Eukaryota; Viridiplantae; Streptophyta; Magnoliopsida; Rosales; Rosaceae. The transcript is spliced from 4 exons. Gene Ontology annotation, molecular function: protein binding. The record is from RefSeq and is a predicted model, not a curated record. The coding region runs from base 906 to 1613 and encodes 235 amino acids.
CUGUAUUGGAUAUUAGUCCGUCUAAAAAUAAUUAAUUAGGACCGAACACAGCCCUCGUAGCGAUGUGAGCUCGCCCCUCUUUCGAUUGAUUUCAAAACCCUAAAUCCACUCAACCAAUGAACUGUUGUGGAUUUCUAGGUAUAAACAUCAGAAAGGCGAUGAGAUCUUCAUCGGAAAUCAAGAAUUGAAGAAGCUCCUUAUGGAUUGAAGACGAUCUGAAGCCAUCGAUAAGCGUAAGCUUUACAAAACCCACUGAAUUCAGAAGAGAGCGUACAGAAGAGAAGAGAAGGAAGAUGGCGGAUGCAUUUUGGGCUUACGACUCCGGCGGUCUGGUUUGGAAGAGAAUAAAGCUCACCACCACCCGCAAUGCCAACGCCUCCUCCGUGUUUGGCAGGGGAAGCUGAUGAACUGUGGAGGUGGUGGAAGCUGUGGAACUUGUAUUGUAGAGGUACAAGUAUUCUAAGGUGUAACCUUGUAAGUUAGUGAGUCAUGAAUGUUCAUAUGAUAUAUUUCUGGAUAGUCUAGAGAUAGUAGCUAGUUUUUUUAAUUUGUAAUUGGAAGUGAUAAAGGAUAGAGGAACUGGUUACUGCUUUCUGGAAGAUGAUGUUUCAAGUGCGGCUGCAUUUAAGCUCAUUACGUAUCUCAUGAAUCUUGUUGACCAAUCCUGUACACAGUUCAUUCUCUACCUGAUUGGAUUUAAAUUUGUAGCCAGAGAGAGAGAGAGAGAGAGAGAGAGAGAGAGUUCUGUAGGUUCCGGCCGAGAUGGAUGACUCCUCAUGGUAAUAGAGCCAACUGCGGGACUAGUACUGGUGCUUUCUACCACUCCAUUUAUUACUGCUUGAGGACAGUUAGUAAUUAGUAGCAAUGGAUGUCUUCACUUACAGCACAGUUGUAAAGAUGCAAAAAUGUGGCAUUUGGCUUUGAACGUCAAAGAAGAUAUGUUAUCAGCAGGUGUAAUUCCAAAUACAGUUACAUGGUCAUCAUUCAUUAGUGCCAGUGUUUUAACAUUCUUCUACAUGCUUGUGUUGAGGCUUGCCAGUAUGAUAGGGCUUUUCGCCUUUUCCAUUCUUUUAAGAGUAAUAAACUUCAGGGAACUUUUGGCAAAAACUACAAAGGUAGUGCAGGUUAUGAGGACACUAAAGAUGCCUGCUAGAGCUACCGAGCUUUCAGAGGCUUCAAAUCCUGGUUGCUUGUUCUAUAGGCCACUCCAACAAGAGGAUUUUGAUUUUUUUUUAAAAAAUGGUGAAUUCCCAAGCACAGAUAGUUACAUCCAGACAGCAUUUAGUUCAGAUUCCUUUUGCACUCCACCAAGCCGAGAAAGAGGAACGUCUGUUGAUUGUAAUGAUUUAGAUUCUGUAUUGACAAGUGCAGCAAUGACCUUUAAGAGUUCACCAUCUAUCCUAAGAAAACGAAAGCAUCCAAGACAUUGUCUCAGGUCAGAGCUUGACCAUGUCCCCUCAGAAGAAAUGAGCAAUAUCUCCAGAAACAGCCCCAAAAUCCUAAGUCCAUGUGGUGAGACAACAUUUUAUUGCAAAGCUCGAUCAAAUGCAAAAAAAACUUUUUCCUUCUCCUCAAAAGGUUCAGAAGCUAUAGCUGCUUAUAUGUGGGUAUGAGUUGCGGUUGAAUGUUGACUUAGAUUUUUCUUCAAGUCUCAUCUGAAUGUUAUGCCAAAACAUGACGCUGUGCUCUCAUCAGACAGCUUUAACUUGCUGAUAUCGGUGAGCACCAUUUCUACCAGCCUUUUAUACUUUUAAGAAAGCUCCAGGAAAACAUACAAAAAUGUAAUGUUCAUUUUUUAUUUCCUUCAGUAUAAAAUGUUGUUGAAUAGGAAAGAGAAAUCUCCUUGCAUUUGUUAUAAUAGGAAUGUCACCUGUCUAAAUCUGUUAUCUAAGUUACUAGAACACUACAGAAACCAUUAAAGUACGUACUGUAUUCUCUACAUAAACAUGUAAACAGUCGAAUUUCUGAUAUUUUGAGACUACCCUUGGGCCUUAAAGUCAUUACAGCAGAUCAUGCAAGAUGGUGAUUGAAGAGCUGGAUGAGAAAAAAAUUAAUGUUUAAUGAGAUUCAUGUAUAGCAGGAAGUUGUCUUUGAAACUUUGUACACUUUUUUAGGGGGAGAAAUCUUGUAGGAUGCUUAUAGACUGUAGUGGUAUCUGCAAAGAUUUGAUGUAGGUUCAUUAUAUUGUAGUACCGU